CGGCGGGUGGGGAGCGGCAGGCGGGCAGGAUCCCCGGAGGCGCCCGGGCUCUGCCCCUCUAGCUAGAGAGGCGGCCGAACCCUAGCGGCCUGGAAGGGAAACUGCGGCCAGCGGGCGAGGAGCCGCCCCCGGGGACCGGGCGCCGGCGGGUGGGUGAGCAGCCCGCCUGGCCCGGGUCGGAGUUCCAGCCCCGCGAUGGCCUCCGCGGGCAGCACCGCUCGGCGGGCGGGCUCAGGAAGCUGGCACUCAGAAAGGGAAGAAGGGAGAGGUGCUCGGCCGCAGCCAGCUCCACGUGGCUCCAUGCAGCGGGCGAACAAAGUCUCCUUGAAGGCCACCUGGACUGAUGCGGAGUCCAAGCAGCCCAGCCCCAGCAAGGAGUCCGACCAGACCACGAUCGACCAGACGGCGAUCUGGAGCUACUACCAGCUGUUCGCGGCGGCUGUGGGCAACGUGGAAUGGCUGCGGUUCUGUCUGAACCAGAGCCUCAGGGAAAUCCCCACCGACUACAAGGGCUUCACUGCCAUCCACUUCGCAGCCCAACGGGGCAAGCUUGCAUGCCUGCAGGUCCUGGUAGAGGAGUACAAGUUUCCCGUGAACCUGCUGACCAACAAUAGCCAGACCCCCCUGCACCUCGUCAUCCACAGGGACAACACCACCGUGGCCCUCCCCUGCAUCUACUACCUGCUGGAGAAAGGCGCAGCCCUCAAUGCUCAGACAUGCAACGGCUCCACGCCCCUGCACCUGGCAGUCUGUGAGGGCCUGCUGGACUGUGUGAAGGUCCUGGUACAGAGUGGUGCCAACGUCCACGCCCAAGAUGCCAUGGGCUACAAACCCAUUGACUUCUGCAAAAUAUGGAACCACCGUGCCUGUGCCCGGUUCUUGAAGGAUGCCAUGUGGAAAAAGGACAAGAAGGACUUUGCCCGUGAGAUGAGAAAAAUGAAGACGUUCAAGAGCCAGCUGGCCCUCAUGGAGUACAACUACCUGAUUGAGUAUCAAAAAGAGCACAAAAUUCUCAGAGAAGCUGCUAUCAGAAAGUGGCUACAGGGCAAGCUGCACCCAGGCCACUCUCUGGUCUCUAAUACCAAGCAAGCCCGGGCCACCACCAUCUCCAAGACUCCAGAGCAACAGGGAUCGCAGCUUUCCAGGAGCUUCCACCCCUCUGUGGAGGCGCGCCUGCAAUGCAUUUCACAGCCCACGGAGAUGCCCAAGCCCAUCUACAGGAAGCCCACGAUCAAGCGGCCCACGAUGUGGAACGUUAGCAACAACCCUGCCAGACCCCCCACCACCCGGAUCAGCCACUCACAAGGCAUCCGCCUGGGCGUGCAUCCAGACCCCAGCCCGGAGCACGACUUCAGCAGCUUCCUGGAGGUGAGGCCAGACGGGCACGGCGGUGCACGGCUGCACACAGUGGAUGGCCACUGGGUGGCGCCAGUGCCGCGGCUGCCUUUUGAGGUGCUGCUCCGCAUGCUGUACCCACGUGUGUGGCCCUACAGAAUGAAGGUGCCCCAGGGCUUUUACCCCAUCACCAUGAGGGAAGUGCCCAGGAAGCGGCACCUGGGUGAGGACACCUUCUGGACUGACACUCUGGCCAUGAACCUGCGUGACACAUUUGAUGAAGCCUUCCUGGCAGCUGUGCGAUCCCAUCAAGGACUCCCUGCCCUGCCCUCCCCACAAAUCAACCCAUAAAGUUAUCAUUGCUACCUCUCCCCUGAGGCAGCCCAGUGAAGGGCUGACGUGUGGCGAUUCGCAUUGUGGGUGGUGAGGAAAGGGGGAAGGGUGCCUAUGGGCUUCCCACCCCCAAGCUCGAGAACAGGAGUCCCCCUUCCCAAUCAAAAGCCCAGACCCCAGGCCUCCUUUCACCCUGCAAAGAAAUCUCUUGGCACCCCCCCA
Molecule: messenger RNA, 1890 nt
Organism: Rhinopithecus roxellana (golden snub-nosed monkey)
Lineage: Eukaryota; Metazoa; Chordata; Mammalia; Primates; Cercopithecidae
Gene: ANKRD53
Product: ankyrin repeat domain 53
Exons: 6
Coding region: 196-1686 (496 amino acids)
Biological process (GO): regulation of mitotic spindle organization; regulation of mitotic cytokinesis; positive regulation of microtubule polymerization
Cellular component (GO): spindle pole
Molecular function (GO): protein binding
Source: RefSeq, a predicted model, not a curated record